This is a messenger RNA of Saccostrea cuccullata (small rock oyster), 1609 nucleotides long. RefSeq lists its product as uncharacterized. The record is from RefSeq and is a predicted model, not a curated record. The transcript is spliced from 3 exons. Bases 74 to 1075 code for a protein of 333 amino acids. Lineage: Eukaryota; Metazoa; Mollusca; Bivalvia; Ostreida; Ostreidae.
ACAGAAAAGCAAAAACUUUCACUUUCAAAGACGAUCGUAUAGUAUUCAUAAAGGGCGGCCAUUAGUUAAAGCUAUGGUAGUAGUUACAACCACGGGAUACUACGUAACUGUUGUUGGGCCCUACUUGUCAGACAGUAAAAACAGCGAUGCUGCUAUUUUAACGCACAUGCUAAAAAAUAAUGUACAGGAUAUUAAGAACUGGGUACACGAAAACGAUAUAUUCGUCGUAGACAGGGGCUUUAGGGACGCCGUGGGAAUUUUGGAUGAGAUGGGCAUCAAAGCUGAAAUUCCGUGCUUUGCUAAAAAGGGUAGCAAGCAACUCUCCACAGAAGAAGCAAACUCAAGUCGACUUGUGACCAAGGUGAGGUGGGUGGUGGAAUCCGCAAACGCCCGAAUUAAAAGAUGGAGAUAUCUUGACCAUGUUUCACCUACAAAUCAGGUGCCGUUUGUGGGAGACUACAUUAGAAUAAUAUGUGCAAUUUCUAAUAAAUAUUUCCCUCCAUUAUCUACAGCUCAAGAGGACGACAUGGCGGUUGCUGCGAAGAUGAAGUAUCUCAGCAUUGGGGUGAAUUUACUGAAGGAAAGGGUAGAAAACGAGAAGCUUGACAAAAGGACUGUUAUUUGGAGAGAAGUGCAAUUACUGGAUUUAGACUUUCCCAGGCUAUCAGAAGAACGAUUAAGAGAGUUAACCUGUGGAAUUUACCAGCUGAAUCUUGCCUCAAGUUACAUUCAAGAACAUUUGGAUGGUAAUAGCGAUGUCUAUGUACACCAAGAAGACCCUCAUCUCAUUAGGGUGAAAAUUCAGAGCAGACACACCUCGGCAAAGAAACAUCUCCUAUGGAUAUCAUACAAUGAAACAGAAGUCACGGCCUGGUAUUGUAAAUGCAAGACAGGGGCAAGGGUUGUUGGGGUUUGUGCCCACAUCGCCGCCAUAAUCUGGUUUCUGGGGUAUGGGAGAUACAGCCAUGGUGACGUGGGUGUAAGGAAUUGGGCAGAAUAUGUUGAGGAUGCUGCUAACAUUCCACAGGAAAUAGAUGAUUCAUCGGACAGUGAUAGUAGUGUUGUUGAGGAAUGAGUUUCAGAGUUGAUUGUCAUGUUCAUAUUUAAGGUGUUAUCGCUUUAAAAUGGAAUUCCUCUCAUUCUUGGAAAGUGAAUAAAGCAUGAACCAUAUUCUUUAAAAACUGUCAAAAGAGAAAUUGCUCAUUAAAUAUAUGAUCAUCCUGAUUUCUGAUAAUAUCUUCAUGUUUAAGAAUUAAAUUUUCAUUUUAGAUAACUUUUCUAUACAUGUAAUAGCAACCGUCUGUGACAAAAAAGGUUAGUGUGCAUUUAGUGUGACAAUUUAUCGGCACUGACAAAUGUUUCAAAAGGUUGACAACAGUCAAAAUAAAUAUAUCGAUAAUUCUAUGCUUUUAUUUAAAUUCUAUAAAUUACUAUCUUCAUAACUGUUAAUUUAGAUAAUUCUUGCUGCAAAUCUUUGCUCCUUUAGAACUUGCAUGCUAAUCAGACAUACACUGUAUAAAGUGUUAUGAAGUGAAUGUGACAUAAAGUUAAAUGUGGCAUUUUUGUGUACCUACAGUAUGGAAAAGGUAUAUAUGCAUGUAAUUUGUAA